Penicillium brevicompactum is the source of this 1935-nucleotide messenger RNA. Its product is annotated as kinesin-3 family protein uncB. Gene Ontology annotation, biological process: microtubule-based movement; mitotic spindle organization. NCBI's taxonomy places the organism in Eukaryota, Fungi, Ascomycota, Eurotiomycetes, Eurotiales, Aspergillaceae. Bases 1 to 1935 code for a protein of 644 amino acids. The record is from RefSeq and is a predicted model, not a curated record. Gene Ontology annotation, molecular function: microtubule binding; microtubule motor activity; ATP binding. The transcript has 2 exons.
AUGGCGCUGGACCCGCGCUUCUAUCACCACAUCGGCCAUCCUGGCCCCGGCUCCAUCUCUUCAGCCGCCUCAUCCGACCUAUCAGCCGCCACAGGCAUCACCUCUCCCAGCAUAAUCUCCACCUCCGCCUCCGCUGCCACCCUACGAUCCACAGCUUCGAGUCCCUCCUUUCGCGCGCGUGAAGGCUUCGCGAGAGAUGGAAUGGCUAGCCCAACGCCAGGUGGAAAUGUGCGCGUCGUCGUACGGGUGCGCAAGUUUUUGCCUCGAGAAAUCGAGCGCAAGGCCCAUUGUUUGAUCUCAAUGGACCCCCGGACCCAAAUGACCUCACUCCAAGCACCGAAACCGAAACCAGGCGACGUUGGAAAACCUAAGUCGCAAGCGCGUGGAAAGGUUUUGGAGGACAAGUCUUUCACAUUUGAUAAUUCCUUCUGGUCUCAUGACGAAGAGGACGAACAUUACGCACACCAGGAGGAUGUCUAUAACUCCCUAGGCGAGGAAUUCCUGGAUCACAACUUUGAAGGAUAUCAUACGUGUAUCUUCGCAUAUGGACAGACUGGGUCAGGAAAGAGUUAUACUAUGAUGGGGACACCGGAACGACCUGGUUUGAUUCCUCGAACGUGUGAGGAUUUAUUCCAGCGUAUCGAAAGCUCGCCCUCCCCCGACAUCAGCUACAACGUUCGAGUGUCCUAUUUCGAAGUAUACAACGAGCACGUCAGAGAUCUCUUGGUCCCGCGAACGGAUCCCCCGCAUUACCUUCGCAUUCGUGAAUCGCCAUCGGAGGGACCUUAUGUCAAGGAUCUCACCGAAGUGACGGCCAGAAACUACGCCGAGCUGAUGAAGUUUAUGCGAAAGGGUGACGUCUCCCGGACAACGGCUAGUACGAAGAUGAACGACACCUCCUCCCGAUCCCACGCCGUGUUCACUAUUACCCUAAAACAAAUCCACCACGAUCUUUCAACAGACGAAACCACGGAGCGCACUGCUCGCAUCCGGCUGGUUGAUCUGGCCGGUUCCGAGCGUGCGAAAUCAACUGAAGCUACUGGUGCCAGACUUCGUGAAGGUGCGAACAUCAACAAGUCUUUGACAACACUUGGCCGUGUUAUUGCCGCAUUGGCAGACCCAAAGAAAAUCCGCGGCCCUCGAAAAGGCAAAGAACUGGUGCCAUACCGUGACUCAAUCCUCACAUGGCUUUUAAAAGAUAGUCUGGGAGGAAAUUCCAAGACUGCAAUGAUUGCCUGUAUUGCACCCGCAGACUAUGAAGAGACAUUAUCCACUCUUCGAUACGCAGACCAGGCGAAGAACAUUCGAACGCGGGCCCGGGUCAACCAAGAUCAGAUGUCGGCAGCUGAACGUGACCAACAGAUUGCGGAGAUGACUGAGACGAUCCGCACACUUCAGCUCAGCGUCAGUCAAGCGGCACUCAGCCAGAGAGCAAACGAAGCUUCGGAUGAGAGACUCGAACAGUACCAACAAAAAGUGGAGAAAAUGCAACGGCUCAUGGAAGAGAACAAUAUGGUCAGCGAGUGCAAGAUCCGACAAUUACAGACCGAAAACGAAGCUUUACGCAUGCAUCUCAAGCUUGCUGUCGAGAGUCUCAAGAAUCCGAUCCCAACAGUCACUCUUGAUCAACGGAAGCCUAGUCUUACGUCAAUGUCGGAUGAGAACCAGCCACCGAGUCAGGAUGAGGACCCCGAGGGCUCCCCUGAAGUGUCGGAUGCCGAGUCAGAUAUUGACUUUUGGGAAGAUGAUGAGACUGUCACCGACGAUAAUAAUGAACAUGAAGCUCAUCGGAUGCAAAAUCAUAUGCACGACUUGCUUGGUGACUUGACUGUUUUUAAACGGAAGUUGGCCACAGACCAUGAGCGAUUCCGCCCUCUCGAGGAGCCGGGGAAUCGCAAACGACGUGCCUUGGCAACCAUCACCAGCAAUCGUUAA